Messenger RNA from Lactuca virosa, 1575 nucleotides. NCBI's taxonomy places the organism in Eukaryota, Viridiplantae, Streptophyta, Magnoliopsida, Asterales, Asteraceae. The record is from the annotation of a GenBank genome assembly.
AUGGAUCGAUUCAUCUUCCAACCGAAUGCACUAGAAUACCUACAACGACCACAACCUCCCAUCGAAGAAAUCUUAUCGUCUCCGAUCGUAUUAUCUGAUCGAAUCCUUCGUGCCGUUAAUGAGUCAAAAUCACACAAACUCGAUUGCAGCGACGUCGGUAAAAAGGUUCAUCAGCUGUCUGAGAUGCUCCGGUCCACAGUUCGAUUUGCCAACUCCACUCCUUCCUUCUAUGAAUCUCCAGUACGCCGCAUCUUUUCCGACAUUGCCAUAAACCUAAACCGUACGCUAACCUUAGUCCGGAGGUGCCGCCACCGUAGUAUCUUCCGCCGCUUCGUUACCUUUGUUGGUAUUACGGAUUUUCGGAAGCUAUUCAACCUUCUCGACAUGUCGAUCGGCGACAUGAAGUGGUUGCUCAGUAUAUUUGAUCGCGGUGGGGAAGUUGCACAUGAAUUAGCUUCAUUAGCCCACGAUAGUAAUCGAAACAAGGAUAUCAUAGUAGAAGAAGGUGGCAUUUCGCCAUUGCUAAAGCUUUUAAAAGAGGAAUCAUCUCCUGAUGCCCAAAUUGCAGGCGCCAUGGCACUUUUUAGCUUAGCUGAUAAUCAAAACAGGGCUAGGUUAAUUUUCAACGAACAUGGCGUCCCGAUUAUAGUACACGCUUUCCGAAAUUCCCGAAUAGGGGUUCAAAUUGAGAUUGCGAAACUGAUAGCAACAAUGGCAGAACAUGAUACGUUUUCACAAGAGGGUUUUGCAAGAGAAAAUCUUAUUGGAACACUUGUUACAUUAUUGUCAUUUGAUUUUAACAAUCAAAUGAAGAAAAGAAGCAAAAACGUGACACCACAGUUGAUACUUGAAUUCAAGACUAACUGUUCUGGAGCUCUAUGGAUGCUUGCAAAAGGUAGUGUCACGAACUGUAGGAAAAUAACAGAAGCUAAAGGGCUUCUUUGUUUGACUAAGCUUAUUGAGAGAGAAAAAGGGGAACUUCAGAUCAAUUGUUUGAUGGCUAUAAUGGAAAUCACAGCUUCAGCUGAGUACAAUCCUGAUCUUAGAAGAUCAGCCUUCAAGAGUACUAAUAAUUCUCCAAUAGUGGAUCAACUUCUUAGACUGAUUAAUCAAUCGGAUAACCCUGUAAUCAAGAUUCCAGCCAUUAGGACAAUCGGUCAUCUGGCUAGGACUUUCCCUGCUAGACAAACUCAGGUGAUUGGUCCUUUGGUCAAACAACUCAGUAAUAGGAAUCCGGAUGUGGGAAUGGAAUCAGUGAUUGCGCUUGGGAAAUUUACAUGUCCAGAGAACUUUCUACAUUCAGAACACUCAAAGACUAUAUUUGAGUUUGAAGGAGUCCAACCACUUAUGAGAUUGUUAAGGGGGAGUGAGAGUGAGAAGACACAGUAUCAUGCUUUAGUCCUUCUGUGUCACCUUGCCAUGUAUGAUGGACACAUUGAGCCAUUUGAACAAGCAAGACUUCUGACAACUCUACAAGGGGCAAAUAAGUCUUUUGCUUGUAAUUAUUCUGAGUUGCGUGAAUUGGUUGCUAAUGCUGGUUUGUUGCUUACUCAAAGACAAUCUUAUACACGUUGA